AUGGCCUUCUUCAAGAGCUUCCAGCAGAACCUUCCAUCUGUCAACAUUUCCUCCAUCUUGGACUCAGUCACCAGUCGUGUAGACGACCUGGCCAACGCUGUCAGCGAUGUCACUUAUGCUGUCAGCGACCAGCUCACUGAGCAGGUCACCACAAUGAUCAACAAAGCGCAGGACGAGGAAGACGGAGAAAACAGCAGCAGCCAGGAGCCAGGUCAGGCGUCUGCCGCACCAGAAGGCAAAGCCAGCAAUAAAAGCAUGUGGCAAAUGCCGAGAGAUUCAGAGGAAGGUAACACAGGCUCAAAAAACAACCAAGCCAGUGAGACAACAGAGGCAGAGCACGCUCCAAGCCAGCUGGAGUGGGAAUGGAGGGAUGGAUGCUGGCGAGUUAAAAAGACGGAAGCUGAGUUAAUACAGGAAGAGAUGAGGAAGAAAGAGGAGAAGGAACAACAGGAGAAGAGAGAACAGCGGAGAAAAGAGAGAAGAGAGAAGCAGCUUGAGAAAGAAGCCCAGUCUCAGAGAAACAAAGAAGAAUCCCAGGAGAGAAGGCAAGAGGAGGAAGUUCAUGCUUUAGAGAAGACAGACAAUAGUAGUGGACAAGACGCAAAGGCAAGUGACAGUGGAGACCAGUCAGCUCCUCAACAGAGAGGUGAGGACUGUGAUAUAACUCCCACUUCAACUGGCAGUGAUACUGAAAGUAGGUUAUCAAAACAACAAGAGCAAAAAGAUGAUGGGGAAGCAGAGGAAGAGACGAAGGACUGCCCCGAGAGAAAGGGAGACGAUGAGAAAGAGGCUGAAAUUUCUUCAUCCACUACAAAAAAGAAAAAGUCCGACAAGAAGAAGGGGAAAGGUACAAAAGAGGGUUCGAAGAAAUCAGAAAAAGCUUCGGAUGAUGAGAAAAAAAAGGAGAAAGGCAAGAGAGGCAAGAAGAAAAAAAAAGGAAACCAAGAGGGAGUUUUAUCAGACAGUGAGGAGGAGGUUGGCCCCGAGGCUGCGGCCCAGCAGAACACUACUUCUGCAUGGAGCAGCAAAUGUAAGCAGUCCGCUGAGCAGGGAGGAUACAGCAGUGAGGCCUCCAGUGAGCGCGCCAACAGCAUUCAGAGGAUAAAGAAAGAUCCCUCCCUCUGUGAGCUCCAGCCUCCCCCGUACCAAGAUGAAGGCUCUGGGGCCCGUGUGUCCUCUCGUUCCCACUCAGAACGAGGGACCAGAAGGGGGUCGUCCCCACAGCGCUGCGACAGCCCCCUCUGCUCCACCGAUGCUAGUGUUGACCAGGACACUGAAAGCUACCUCAACAAAGGCUGUGAAGAGGACAUACCCAGCGACAGCACUGCUGUUCUGGGUCCAGAGGAUGGUUCUGGUCCUCAGCUCCCGACAGCCUACGAGCCCGAGCCGCUUGCUAAAUAUGGCACAUUGGAUGUUGCCUUUGAGUACGAUUCCAGUGAGCAGUGGCUGGCUGUCACAGUCACCGCAGCAACUGACAUCCCUGCUCUCAAACAGACAGGCAACAUCUCGUGGCAGGUCCAUCUGGUUCUGCUGCCCACCAAGAAGCAACGGGCGAAGACCGGCGUGCAGAAGGGCCCAUGUCCUGUGUUCACAGAAACAUUCAAGUUUUCCAGAGUGGAACAGGAGGCCCUGGGGGACUGUGCUGUUCGCUUCCGCUUGUACAGCAUCAGGCGGAUGAAAAAAGAGAAGGUCUUGGGAGAGAAGGUCUUCUAUCUGACUAAGCUAAACCUGCAGGGCAAGAUCGCUCUCCCUGUCACUCUGGACCCCGGCUCUGAACUCACAGGCUGUGGCUCUCUUGUGAGCGUGUCUCGCAGUGCGGGAGCUCUGUCCUACCGCUCUGCUGAAGAGUCCAUGCCAGAGAUCCUCCUGGGUCUCAUCUACAACUCUGCAACAGGACGGCUGUCAGCUGAGGUUAUUCAGGGAAGCCACUUCAAAACCACAGCGUCUGAUAAACCUGUCAACACCUAUGUAAAGCUGACCAUGCUGGACUCUAAGGGGAAGGAGAUGUCAAAGUGUAAGACGGCUGUGUGUCGAGGCCAGCCCAACCCCACCUACAAGGAGACAUUUGUCUUCCAGGUGGCACUCUUCCAGCUGUCCGAGGUGUCACUGGUGUUGUCGGUGUUCUGCCGCCGGAGCAGCAUGAGGCCCAGGGAGAGGCUGGGCUGGGUCUCCCUGGGCCUCAACAGCACCAGCGAGGAGCAGCAGGUCCACUGGACAGAGAUGAAAGAGGCAGAGGGACAGCAGGUCUGCCACUGGCACACUCUUACCGACACAUAGGAGGAGGAUUUCCAAAGACUGACCCUAGAGUAAGAGCAUUUCCAGAACAAUCAGAGUUCUGGGAGAGCAAGACGCACCUUGUGAGAUGUGUGUUGUGUGUGUUGCAUACAGCUGUGAGGAUGGGCACGGGUUCCCAGUCUUCACUGCCGGACUGCAUGAAUGCCCUUUAAUCUGCCACUUUCCUCUGAGGCAGAAAGACUUCACUGGUGUCGGUGUAAACUCCAGUUCCAGCCUCUUUACCGACAAGAAAAGCAACGACAGACUGAAAGUGAAUGACAUUAUAAUGACUGAAUCAAUCAAGUAGAGAACGAAACGGUUUGUUUUAGAGUGAUUCUGUUCACAGCAAAAUCUGCAUGUACACUAACUGUUUACAGGACAAAGUUAAAACACUUCCAAAUAUUUUCUCUCACUGAAUCUUGGACCAAAGAGCUCGGUCCAGGACUAGCAGACUCUUUUCUAUUACUUCUGGGCUUCUCUGGACUUUAGCUGCCACCAGCAUACCAGACAUUUCUCUAUCAGUUGUAGCCACUGACAAAAGAGAAUGCAAUGAAAAGACUGUUACAAAGGGCCUACAAGAUGCUGCAACUAUGCUUACAAGCUAUGCUUUGUACAGUUUGUUUACAUACUCAUGACAUUAUGCAAUAUCCAUUCAUUCAUUUCCCCUCUCAUGUUCUUGGAUUACCAGUCAUGGUUUACCACUUUUAUGGGUGUCUCUUUGGUGUAUGUGUUAUACAAAGGUCUGUUUUUUGCUUUUUUUUUUACAUUGUGCUCUUGCAUAACUCAAUACACUAUGCAUCUGACUCCACUUUAAAUGGGGGAAUGCAAUUCUUUCUUGUUGUGCUCGCUGAGUCUCUUACAGAAUUGGACACAGCUCUGCAUGCCACUGGUAUCAAAGAGCAGCUUCCUUUCCUGUGUAAUACAGAUUGAGCCUGUUUCACCAUUCAGCCUUCUGACAACUCAGCCAUGUUCGUUCAUGUAGAAACACGGUGCUUCCCACUGAGGAAGAAUAUGCAGAAACCUGUGCAGUCCAAUAAACCUGGCUGUCUCUGUGAGGCAGUGCUGAUGACAA
Stegastes partitus (bicolor damselfish) is the source of this 3346-nucleotide messenger RNA. Its product is annotated as synaptotagmin-14-like. The record is from RefSeq and is a predicted model, not a curated record. The transcript is spliced from 6 exons. Bases 1 to 2277 code for a protein of 758 amino acids. Gene Ontology annotation, molecular function: phospholipid binding. Lineage: Eukaryota; Metazoa; Chordata; Actinopteri; Pomacentridae.